This is a messenger RNA of Esox lucius (northern pike), 4635 nucleotides long. It is a transcript of the gene exoc4, whose product is annotated as exocyst complex component 4. Gene Ontology annotation, biological process: chemical synaptic transmission; Golgi to plasma membrane transport; exocytosis. Lineage: Eukaryota; Metazoa; Chordata; Actinopteri; Esociformes; Esocidae. Gene Ontology annotation, cellular component: synapse; growth cone membrane; exocyst. The transcript has 18 exons. Bases 22 to 2958 code for a protein of 978 amino acids. The record is from RefSeq and is a predicted model, not a curated record.
UUGGGUGCAGCAGCAGAAAAAAUGGCAGCAGAUACUGGAAGAUACCGAAGUGCUGUUAGCAAAAGUAAAGACCCUUCGGGCUUACUAAUUUCUGUUAUAAGGACCCUGUCCAGCAGUGAUGACAAACAGGACAGAGAGACUGAGAAGGGCCGUCUGGAGGAGGCCUUUGAAAAGUGCGACAGGGACCUGGAUGAACAGAUAGUCCAGCACUAUGCAGAGUUGACCACCGCCAUUCGGACCUAUCAGAGCAUCACAGAGAGAAUCACCAGCUCCCGCAACAAGAUUAAAGGGGUGAAGGAGAACCUGCUGUCGUGUAAGAUGCUGCUUCACUGCAAGAGGGAUGAGUUGAGGAAGCUGUGGAUCGAAGGCAUCGAGCACAAACAUGUCCUUAACCUGCUGGAUGAGAUCGAGAGCAUUAAGCAGGUCCCACAGAGGCUGGAGGCCUGCAUGGCCAGCAAACACUACCUCCACGCCACUGACAUGCUGGUGUCAGCGGUGGGGUCCCUGGAGGGUCCCCUGCUGCAGGUGGAGGGCCUGGGAGACCUGCGCCUGGAGCUCCACAGCAAGAAGCUCAACAUCCACGUGGUCCUCAUCGACGAGCUGCACCGCCACCUCUACAUCAAGUCCACCAGCCGCCUGGGCGCCCGGAACAAGGACAAGAACCAGGCGCGGCCCGGGGGCUCCGCAAACAAGGACACAUCCCCCCUGCCUCAGCUGGACGUCAGCAGCCUGUCCACCCCUCGCAAGCUCAUGGACUCCUCCCAGUUCAGCACCCCAGGGACCACCAGCAUGCGUGAGCUGCAGGCGCAGCAGGAGGCCCACGAGGACGCCGAGGUGGACCCGGAGGAGAACAGCCAGGAGUUCAUGGGUGUGCUCAUCAAGGGUCUGGCCAAGCUUAAGAAGAUCCCCGAGGCGGUUAAGGCCAUCAUGGAGCGCCUGGAGCCUGAGCUUAAGCAGAUACUUAAGAGGUCUACUACCCAGAUUGCGGACCACGCAUACCAGAGAGGGGAGAACCUGGCCACAGAGAGCCAACCCAGGCUGCUGCUGGAACUGCUGGAACUGCUGUUUGACAAGUUCAACGCCGUGGCGACAGCCCACAGCGUGGUUCUGGCCCAUCUGCAGCAGAUCGUGGUAUCGCCCAAUGGGGUCCAAGAGGGCGUCAAGCUCUACGAGCUGGCCGACGUCUCUGCCAAGAUCCAGACGGUUCUCCAGGUUCUGUUGAUGGACUACCUGGAUGUGAAGAACACUAAAAGUGCUUCCGAGCCCUCUGCCCAGCUUUCCUACGCCAGCACUGGCAGUGAGUUUGCAGCCUUCUUUGCCAAGAAGAAACCUCAACGUGCCAAGCAGUCUCUCUUCAAGUUUGAGUCCUCGUCUCACGCCAUCAGCAUGAGUGCCUACUUGAGGGAGCAGAGGAGAGAAUUGUACAGCAAGAGUGGGGAGUUACAAGGCGGUGCGGACGAUAACCUGAUUGAAGGAGGGGAGAUGAAGUUUGUGUGUAAACCCGGAGCCAGGAACAUUACUGUGAUUUUCCAGCCUCUUCUCAGGUUCAUCAACGAGACUGAGAAGAACAUGGGCCCGGCCGGCCAGGCCAAGCAGUGCCAACUGCGGACCUUCCUGACCUACUACAUCAACGACCUGUUCCUGAACCAGGUCCGCACAGAGAUCAACAAGGAGAUCGAGGCGGUCAGCAAGACUGCCGACCCGCUGAAAGCCCUGGCUAGUGCUGACACCAUGAAGGUCCUGGGGGUGCAGAGACCACUGUUGCAGAGCACGGUGGUGGUGGAGAAGUCCAUCCAGGACCUAAUGGACCUCAUGCAGGACCUGAGUGCCUACUCCAACCAGUUCCUGGAGAUGGUCUGUGACAAACUGAAGGAGUACAAGGAGAUCUGCAACACAGCAUACAGGGGAAUAGUCCAGUGCGAGGAGAAGUUGACCAUCAGUGCAUCGUGGUCGAAGGAUGAGGAUAUCAGCCGACUUCUCCAGUCUCUGCCCAACUGGGCCAACAUGGCUCAGCCCCGGCAGGUCCGACAGAAGAGGGAGGACGAGGAGGACUUCACCAGAGCUGCCUUCGCAAAAGAGUCAGAGGUGCUGACGGGUAACCUAGGUGACAAGCUGAUUCCACAAAAUGAGAUCCUGCGUGACGUGAGCGAUUUCAAGGCUCUGGCCAACCUCCAGGAGAGCAUGGAGUGGCUGGCCACCAGACUGAAAGGCUUCUUCACCAACCUUCCCCACGCUACUAGCGUGUCUCCGGGCUCGGAGCCCCAGGUGACCAAUGAAAGUGUGCGCAGUCGGGAGCAGAUCCUCCAGACUCUGACGGACCUGUCCAGGGCCUUCCAGGACAUUGCUGACCGCUGCCUGCUGGUCCUCCACCUGGAGGUCAGAGUACACUGCUUCCACUAUCUGAUCCCUCUGGCUAAGCAGGGGAACUAUGCCAUAGUAGCAAAUGUCGAGAGCAUGGACUACGACCCCCUGGUGGUCAAGCUCAACAAGGACAUCAGCGCCAUCGAGGAGGUGAUGGGUGCCGCGCUGCAACAGCACAAGUUCCAGUACAUCUUUGAAGGUCUUGGCCACCUGAUUUCCUGUAUCUUGAUUAACGGGGCCCAGUACUUUAAGCGGAUCAGUGAGUCUGGCAUCAAGAAGAUGUGUAGGAACAUCUUUGUACUGCAGCAGAAUCUCACCAACAUCACCAUGUCCAGAGAGGCUGACCUCGACUUUGCGAGGCAGUACUAUGAGAUGCUGUACAACACGGCAGACGAGCUUCUCAACCUGCUGGUGGACCAGGGCGUUCGCUACACCGAGCUGGAGUACAUCCAUGCCCUCAGCCUGCUGCAGAGGAGCCAGACCGGUGUGGGGGACCUGAGCACGCAGAACAUCCGCCUGCAGCGCCUCAAAGAGAUCAUCUGCGAGCAGGCGGCCAUCAAGCAGGCCACCAAGGACAAGAAGAUCACGACUGUUUAGGGGGGGGUGGGGGAGGGGCUUCAGGGGUUGACACUAAUCUGCAUUACUGUCCUGAACUGUUUCUCAACCUCCGGUCCAGCGUAUUGCCGUUGACCAAACAGAAUCAGCUAAUCGUCUGGGGGGGUGUUGAGCUAGAUGUUCUCCAAGGCUCAUGCAGUCACUGCGGUUUAAAGUCCCUAAUAAGAUUAUUAUGGGGUCCCUAUUGGAGUCUGUGAUGUUUUUGGGGUUCUGAAUUGGGGUUUGAGAACGUUGGGGAUGUUCUGCUGUAAAUUGAGUAGUUACUGAUUAAGGUUUGAAGACAUUUCGUUGUUACCAGUCUAAAUCUGUUGUUGUAAGUCAUUGGCUUAUUCUCUGGCAAAAAUAGUGCAGCUUCACUCACACACACUCCCAGACUGUCUCUAACAAAAAAAAAAUUUAAAAUCACUUCAGUCAGCCCUUGUCAGCUGUAGUCUCACCUGUGUCGGGUGGAAGAAUGGAGGGACUCUCUGAGGGCCUGGCUUCAGGGCCUUCCUCGUCUCAUUUUCCUAUUACGUCUAACUGCUGUUCUCAAUUACUGCUCUCCCUCGACCUCCAUCUCUCCCUUGUGGGUCCGCUGUGUCUGCAUUACCAGAUGCCAGAUUAGACCGUCUAGAUUAUCACAUUUCUCCUCCCGCUGGGCGCCAUUUUGUGGCCAUUCCUCUUCCCCAAGGACAAAGAAAGGAAAUUGGUUGUCCACUUCAGCUGUGAUUCACUCCGUUGUCUUUUAAUCACUUUUUGAAUAAUGUAGAUUGGACAUAGUGUAGCUAUAGCAGUUUCAGGUUCUGGUGUGAAUUGCUUUGAAAAUAUGGCAGUGUUACCACUGCACUUGUAGUAUAUAGUCCAAAGCUCACGGUCUUGACCCUAAUUGAGAUGCAACAGCAAAUCAUGUAAGGCCUGCCUACUGCUACAACUGCCAAAACUUCACUUUAUUUGAAGCUUUUCUGACGUAAAUACACUCUAAAUAAGUUAAAUAAAUCCCCUGUGUCUUUUCUGUAUAUUAAGUUAAUUUACUCAGAGAAACAGUACUUAACUACAGAGUGAGAAGAAAAACACAACAAGCGGGGCCCGCUCCCCGCAACACGGCGUAACGAUCCAUCAUAAUGACACGUAGGCUGGGAUCAAUAUGAGUGCUGUGGCUGCCUGAGGGACUGCCUAGCACCAUAGGAACAGUGUUUGUUUUACUCCGCACACUCAAUACACACUAUACUAAACACACACAUACUUACACAAACUAUAUUAAAAAACGAUUUACCCACACACACACUCACCAUGGGGAUCCAGGACUAGCAGUACUUGGAAAAAAGUCUCACAUUUAAAAAGUAGUUUAUUCUGCCACCUGUGUGAUCAAGGGCACACUUUAUCCAGGCAUUAAGAAUCUGUACCUCUCAUACCCAAAAAUAAAAUCAACAUGUUCAAGCCAUUGUAAAAAAAAAAAAAAGUAUCUUUUUUACUCUGUUUACUAAAACGUGUUUUAUUUGCACAUCGAGGCUAUACGAUUGUGGUUUCAUAUCUGUUUAGAUUUUUCACAAAGAUACAUUGAUUGUUGAAAUGUGUCCCAAUGCAAUUGCAGAUGCCUUCCACACUGAGUUAAAGACAGAUCUUUUGCCCAUGUAUUAAUCGCUAAUCUUGCCGUAACAAUAAACAUGACCUUGUAUCUGU